GAUUUUCAGUCAGUUUUAUUCAAGGAAAUGGACUGGUAGUUUCUUUUUGUUGAAAUUUAUUAUUAACGAAUUCGUAAAUACAUUUGAAUUGGUGAAUUUUUAUUCGAUAAUGUAAUAUACCGUGUAUUGGUUGAUUGUUUGUGAUAUCAUAACUUUUUGGGUCUUGGUAAAUCUGUAAUUUGCACUUUAUUUAUCGCUGUGACAAGAAAAAGUGGUAUUAGCUUCUAACUUUAGUUUUCUGUGAAUUUUAUUAAUUGCCAUGUAAUGUAGUUUUGUAUGAAUGCAAAAUGACAGUCACUUACACUGGCGAAGUAGCAACGUGUCGCGGUUUUGGAACCUUUUUAAAAGUUUUGUACCGAUGGCGGGGCAGCAUUUACAAGCUGGUGUGGUUAGAUCUUCUUGUAUUCCUACUAAUAUAUUAUUUUCUAAAUCUAACUUACCGGCUAUUCCUGGACGAGGAAGCAAAAAAAACAUUCGAAGGUGUGGUGAACUACUGCAGUUUCCACGGCAAUGUGAUCCCAUUGUCGUUUGUCCUGGGUUUCUACGUGACGGUAGUGAUGAACCGGUGGUGGAGCCAGUACACCACCAUACCGUGGCCCGACUCCAUCGCCGUGUUCGUAUCUGCAACUAUUCACGGACAGGACGAGCGGGGGCGACUGAUGCGACGCACGAUCGUCCGCUACGUGUGUCUCUGUCUCACAAUGGUGCUCACCAUGAUAUCACCCCGGGUUAAGAAGAGGUUCCCCACAAGAAGCAACUUCGUAGAAGCAGGCUUACUUCUUGAAAAUGAAAAGACAAUUUUGGAUAAUCUCAACGAAAAAUUUCCGAAGCCCUCGAAGCAUUGGUUACCAAUAGUAUGGGCGACGAGUAUAGUGACUAGGGCCAGGAAAGAGGGCCGGAUAAGAGAUGAUUUCGCAGUCAAAACUAUAAUAGAUGAGCUAAAUAAGUUCAGGGGGCAAGCUGGCCUGCUCCUUAGUUACGACACAAUCAGUGUGCCGCUUGUAUAUACUCAGGUAGUUACCAUAGCUGUUUACUCAUAUUUUAUAACGUCCGCGUUGGGAAGCCAGUGGGUCGACAACAAACUGCAGUCGCAAACAGCUUCCGUGAACAUCAGUAAUAUAGAUCUAUAUUUUCCUAUAUUUAGCACAUUAGAAUUCUUUUUCUACAUGGGAUGGCUGAAAGUGGCCGAGUCAUUGAUAAAUCCUUUCGGUGAAGAUGACGACGAUUUUGAAGUGAACUGGCUGAUCGAUAGGGACUUGCAAGUGUCUUACAUGAUCGUGGACGAAAUGCACCACGAGCAUCCAGAGCUGAUCAAGGACCAGUACUGGGACGAAGUGUUCCCCGCGGAGUUGCCUUACACGAUUGCUACGGAGAACCAACGGGAGGAGCAUCCUGAGCCUUCGACCGCUCGCGUGGCGGUCCCCGUGCGGCAACGAAGUAUGGUCACAGUUGCUCCCUCGUCGGUCAAAAUUGACGAGAUGGUACCUUCAAACACCGUGAGUUACAAGUUCGCCCCGCCCGAGCAACUUCAAAUGAACGAUGAUGCCGCAUCUGGUAUUCACUUUAUCGUGUCGCGGGGGAGUAAGCGCGGGAAGAAAGACGAUAGGAACUCUAUGGGGUCGACGAAUUCCAUGACGUCACUUCAACAAGCGCCUAUGGCGAGAGUGGCGUCUGUCACCUCGAUGUUGAAGAGACUGUUCUCGAAGGAGGACCAGAGACAAGCGGGGACGCAGGUUGGAUCCCAAACUGAUGGAGUGUCGCGUUUCUCAGUAUCCGCCAGCAAUCCGGCCCUGAACAAGCCGGCGGCGGCUAGCGGCAGUAUGAAGAUAGCCAACGAAGUCAUCGAAGAGGUCGACGAACAGACGACCAUUACCAGCAUGGGCAAACGUCCCGAGAAUAGGCCAACGGCGAUGAGUUUGUUUAAUCAGAACCCUAUAAAUCCUAGUGAACCAGUGAAUGUUCCGUCCAGAACAUCUAAUCAUAGUUCCAACCCCAGACUGUCAACAUCGGCGCCAACAAACAAUAAUUGGGGCCGAACCAAUGCUGGAGAUAAGAGUCCAGCGGCGCAGUCUCUGAGCACUCAGCAGUCAUUCCCGAGUCUACCCGACGAGGCGCGGCCCCGGCUCGACAGCGAUGUGGGGCCCUCGCUCAGUGCGGCCGGCAGCAACACUCUCAUGGACGAAGUAGACGGUAACGAGGAUCCAGACAUGGACGAUUUCGAUCGUUUACGAAGCAUUAGAGAGCAAAAUCGACGCGAUAAGUAUUUGCAAAAGCUGAUGGCCGCGCGUUCAGUCAGCGCUCAACAGCCUACGGGGAGCCUGGAGUUGAUCGACAAUGAUUUGUUAUUAGAAGAUCUAUUAGCACAAUCAGCAGAAUCAAGAAAGCAAGACGUAUCAAAAAGUGAUACGAAGGACACCACCUGACACAGUAGUUUUAUAUUCCAGUGGGAUUGAAAUAGGACAUCUCAGUGCAGUUCAGUAUUAGCAAUUGUGAUAAUAAGUUUUUAAAAUAAGGAAAUCAGUUUGAAUCAUGUGUCCAGAUAGAAUGUAUGUAUCUGUUGCUGUACAUAGUUAUAAAAUUACGAUUAAAUAAAAUAUAAUAGAACU
This is a messenger RNA of Amyelois transitella, 2606 nucleotides long. Its product is annotated as bestrophin-4. The record is from RefSeq and is a predicted model, not a curated record. Bases 288 to 2423 code for a protein of 711 amino acids. Gene Ontology annotation, molecular function: chloride channel activity. The transcript has 13 exons. NCBI's taxonomy places the organism in Eukaryota, Metazoa, Arthropoda, Insecta, Lepidoptera, Pyralidae.